This is a messenger RNA of Solenopsis invicta (red fire ant), 935 nucleotides long. RefSeq lists its product as uncharacterized. Gene Ontology annotation, biological process: mitochondrial translation. NCBI's taxonomy places the organism in Eukaryota, Metazoa, Arthropoda, Insecta, Hymenoptera, Formicidae. Gene Ontology annotation, cellular component: mitochondrion; mitochondrial small ribosomal subunit. Bases 273 to 872 code for a protein of 199 amino acids. The transcript is spliced from 2 exons. Gene Ontology annotation, molecular function: structural constituent of ribosome. The record is from RefSeq and is a predicted model, not a curated record.
CGGCCAUAUCCAACCUGCGAUAUAAGCGCGUAUAACCUCUCGCGCAAUCCUGCAAAUCUUACUCUCAAAACACUGUCUAUUGUCAUCUGAAAAAACGUGCGGUUUUAGUGAAGUAGACGCAAGUAGACGUUGAUGUCGAUGCCACGUCUCACGAGCAAUUGAAGACGACGUUAAAGAGGAAUCGGACGGUGAUCAGGUACGCGAAAUCAGUCGAUAGGAGGAAAAUCCGUGACGAUCCGAGUCGACGAUUGUUCGCCGAUCAACCGCGCACGAUGCCUAUAAAGUUGAUCGGUCGCACGACAGAUUUUAAGGGGAAGCCCUUGUGGGAGAUCCUGGGAAACCUGAAGAACUUCGGCGUCGGCAGGCUCGUGAUAAGGAAUCGCUUUCAAAGGUAUCCCGAGCCCUGUUACAUGAGGAUACUAAAGGUCGCCGGGAUGCCCUUGCCCACGGAACCCUAUACCGAUCGCAAGGUCAUGGUGCUGGUCGAGCGGGUUUUUCGUGGCCACAAAAACUCGAAGCCGGUACAGCUGGACAGCGCGACUUACAAGGCCGAUUACCAGCUGGUACCUAAGGAUCAGGAGCACCUGUACCUUAAUAACACGAAGGUACCGGAGAUGAGAAUCCUACCCAGGACAACGAACCUUCCACCGCUAUUCUCGCAGAUGGUAAUACGCCAGAUGAAGGAGAAAGGUGAGAUGGCACCUGCAGAACCACAAUUAACACUUCUAUAUAACCUCGAGGGAGCGAGCUUUAAGAACUACAGAGUAGCCGAGGAGUGUGAAAUCCCAACAGUGAAACUGAACUUUAAGGUGGAUGAGUCUAGUGUUUUUUUCCCAAAACCUAAAGAAGAGAAACCCUCAGCAGCCUUGUGAGAUUUUACAUUUAAUGUUUGUAUGUAGUUGUUAAGAAUAAAUAUUUUAUAAAUUAUUCCUGAA